UUUUUUUAAAGACACUUAUUAAUCUACCUUAUCCAAGAACUAGACCCACAAUAGUGAGGUGUCACAAAGCUAUUGAUUGUAACACAUACUUGUAAUCUCUUCCUACGUCCACAAAAUCAAAAUCUAUUUACAAAGAGGAUCGGUUUGGGAGAUAGAAACACAGAAGAAAAAUGGCAGCAACAUUUGCAACACCAUCGACGGUUGUAGGUCUCGGAGGAUCAUCUGUUUCUCCCAUCAACACCAAAGCCCUCUCUUCAUCCUUUCUAAAGCCAACAACAAGAGCAAAGAACCCUCUGAGAGUCGCCGGGGCAUCCGGAGGAAGAUUCACUUGCUUUGAGAGCAACUGGUUGAGGAGAGAUUUGAACGUGGUGGGGUUCGGGCUGAUCGGAUGGCUAGCUCCGUCGAGUAUUCCGGCGAUAAAUGGGAAGAGCCUGACGGGUCUCUUCUUCGAGAGCAUAGGAAAUGAGCUCGCUCACUUCCCAACUCCUCCAGCUCUCACGUCACAGUUCUGGUUGUGGUUGGUUACAUGGCACUUAGGCCUCUUCAUCUGCCUCACCUUCGGACAAAUCGGAUUUAAAGGCAGGACCGAGGAUUACUUCCAGAAAUAAAUCAUUCCUCUUGUUGUACCAUAUCUUUCUUUGUGCUAUAUUUUGAUGUUUCAGUCAAUGUCGACAAGUGUUUCUUAAUGAUCUUGAUUAUAAGAUUAUCGAAACUUGGAGAUGAUUGGAUAAACUCUUCAAGAUUUCAAACU
This is a messenger RNA of Brassica rapa (field mustard), 751 nucleotides long. RefSeq names its product photosystem I subunit O. The record is from RefSeq and is a predicted model, not a curated record. NCBI's taxonomy places the organism in Eukaryota, Viridiplantae, Streptophyta, Magnoliopsida, Brassicales, Brassicaceae.